AAGAGACUUUGGGAGCGGCCAGAGAUUUCAACGCCCUGCUCUCAGUUCCUGUGGCUUUGACUACGACAUCACAAACACACAACCAUACGGCCGUGGACAGGCUGAGGGGUGUAAAGAGAGAGCAAACACAGAGAGAGCUCUGUCGGACAGAGAUUCAGCUAAUUGCAGGUGUGAAAGGGGAAACAACAAUUUGUCCAACAUCAGUGAAACCGUUGGAGCAGGAGAGCUUUUUUGGGACCCGCGGUUAAAAACACUUCACUCGCCAUGGUGACCCUUGACGUGCGGACCCUGACGGUGCCGGUGGGUGCGUUGCGGAUGCUGGAGGUGGUGCUCACCUGCAUCUCCUUCAGCCUGGUGGCCUCGUUGGGCCACAACAGCAGCUCCUACUGGGCCUGGAGCAUGUUCACCUGGUGCUUCUGCUGCUUCUUCACCCUCUUCAUCCUCAUCAUGGAGUUCACCAGCCUCAACGCCAAGGUGCCCAUCUCCUGGGACGACUUCACCGCCGCUUUUGCCAUGCUCGCCACGCUCAUGGUAUUGGCAGCCUCCAUUAUCUACCCCACUUUCUUCUCCUGCUCAAACUGUGGAAAGGCGAUCGGCGCCACCGUCACUUCCUGUAUAGCCUUUAUCCUGUACGCCGUGGAAGUGGGCUUGACCCGCGCCAAGCCUGGCGAGAUCAGUGGCUUCCUGUCCACCAUCCCAGGCCUGCUGAAGGUUCUAGAAGCCUUCGUGGCGUGCAUCAUCUUCAUCUCGCUGGACUCUGGAUUCUCCAGGUUUCCCGGUCUCCAGUGGUGCGUGGCCGUCUACUCCCUGUGCUUCAUAUUUGCCCUCCUCAUCAUCCUCUUCACCAUCUGCCGUGUCCUGGCCCUCGUUCCCAUCCCCCUGGACAAGGUGUUGACCGGCUACAAUGUGCUGGCGGUCUUGAUGUAUAUGACUGCUGUGGUCAUCUGGCCCCUCUACAGCUUCCAGAACAACAGCAGGCCCUCCAACUGCAACCACUGCAGCUGGGACAACCAGGUGGUGGUCUCCUUCAUGACCUGUGUCAACCUCAUUGUCUACAUCGUGGACACAAUCUACUCUGUCAAGCUGGUCUUCUUCCUCAGUCCAGUUUAGGGCUAUACAGUUUCCUGACAGACAAGAGAAACAGCCUCUACAUGCAGGAUUGGAUUUGUCUUUUUUUGGCCUCUUUCUAGCAGGUUCAAAUUUGUAUGUGCUUUUCUAUGAUGUAGUAUUCAUUUUGAUCAAAUGUUAAGGUGAAAAGUUAAAACUAAGGGCUAGAUUAUUGAUUGAUGUCCCUCUGUUUCUUUCUUUCUUUCUUUGUCUCUCUCUCUCUCUCUCUCUCUCUCUCUCUCUCUCUCUCUCUCUCUCUCU
This is a messenger RNA of Hypomesus transpacificus, 1368 nucleotides long. RefSeq names its product myeloid-associated differentiation marker-like. The transcript is spliced from 2 exons. Lineage: Eukaryota; Metazoa; Chordata; Actinopteri; Osmeriformes; Osmeridae. The record is from RefSeq and is a predicted model, not a curated record. The coding region runs from base 265 to 1110 and encodes 281 amino acids. Gene Ontology annotation, cellular component: membrane.